Molecule: messenger RNA, 1979 nt
Organism: Grammomys surdaster
Lineage: Eukaryota; Metazoa; Chordata; Mammalia; Rodentia; Muridae
Gene: Vapb
Product: VAMP associated protein B and C
Exons: 6
Coding region: 69-800 (243 amino acids)
Biological process (GO): endoplasmic reticulum membrane organization
Cellular component (GO): plasma membrane; endoplasmic reticulum membrane
Molecular function (GO): FFAT motif binding
Source: RefSeq, a predicted model, not a curated record
CCGCCCCUGUGCCCCACCGCCCAGGCCGCCGCCCCCCGCCCGCUCCGCCACCCCCGACGGGGAGGACCAUGGCGAAGGUGGAGCAGGUCCUGAGCCUCGAGCCACAGCACGAGCUCAAGUUCCGAGGUCCCUUCACUGAUGUCGUCACCACCAACCUAAAACUCGGCAACCCAACAGACCGAAAUGUGUGUUUUAAAGUGAAGACCACAGCACCACGCAGGUACUGUGUGCGGCCCAACAGUGGGGUCAUUGAUGCCGGGGCCUCUCUCAAUGUGUCUGUGAUGUUACAGCCUUUCGAUUAUGAUCCCAAUGAGAAAAGUAAACACAAGUUUAUGGUUCAGUCUAUGUUUGCUCCGCCCGACACUUCUGAUAUGGAGGCAGUAUGGAAGGAGGCAAAACCGGAAGACCUUAUGGAUUCAAAACUUAGAUGUGUGUUUGAAUUGCCAGCAGAAAACGCUAAACCACAUGAUGUAGAAAUAAAUAAAAUUAUACCUACAAGUGCAUCCAAGACAGAAGCACCGGCGGCCGCUAAGUCCCUGACAUCGCCCCUCGAUGACACGGAAGUAAAGAAGGUGAUGGAAGAGUGCAGGCGGCUGCAGGGGGAGGUGCAGAGGCUUCGGGAGGAGAGCAGGCAGCUCAAGGAAGAAGACGGGCUUCGGAUGAGGAAGGCACUGCCAAGUAACAGCCCCAUGGCAGCUCUGACUGCCACCGGGAAGGAAGAAGGCCUCAGCAGCAGGCUGCUAGCUCUGGUGGUUCUGUUCUUUAUCGUUGGUGUCAUUAUAGGGAAGAUUGCCUUGUAGAGGCCGCAUGCGAAGGAUGGCAGGUUGGAUUGAUGGAUCUACCACACCAUGGAAUUUAAAUUUAUCAUAACCAUGCGUAAAAAGAAAUUAAUGUAUGACGGCAUCUCACAGGUCUUGCCUUUAAAUACCCCUCCCCAUGCACACACAAAUGCACACACAAAUAUAGCAUAAUAUAAUGACCUUUUAGAAAGUUAAAAAUGUAUAGGGAAAGGACGGGGAAAGAAUGGUCUGUGGCUGAAGGACGCCGUGAUGAACCACAGUGGCAUCUUGUAGCUGUCCUGUUAAACUCGGGUCGGCCUUGGCACAUGCUGCUAGAUCACCUCUCUUAAAGCAAGAAGCUCUUCCUCACAGGUUGGGGCUGGCCCCUGGGAGGGGGAGUCCUACGAGGUGGGAUGUGCUGUCUUUUCUUACCCAGAGGGCUUCCUCAGGCCUGCUGUUCAGUCCAGGCAUUGUCUCCUCAGGCCUACAGAGCUGCAGGAGCCAGAGUGCGUUGUGCAGCGGCCCCAUCUUGUGCACCUGUAGGCUGUGUGGGAGAGGCAUGAGUGGACCGAUGGACCCAGCACGGGGAAAUCAGAGUCUGUGCUCUGCUCUCUUGAAGGGACCAAGCUCAAUUGCCAUUGGCUGGAGUAGUGAAACUGAGUUGUUAUCGGAGAUGGUUGAUGCAUAUUUAACCUAUUUCAUGUAUUUCAUCUCAUGUGUUCCUGCUGCCACCAGAGCACAGGCAGCGAGUGCUGCAGACCACCAGUGAGGAGCUGCUGUUGUGGGCUCUAUGGCUCUUGGCUCUGGAGGUCUGAGGGAUGGGGAGGGUGUGAGUCAGGAAGUGUUUUGUUGUAGGUCAGUAACAGCUGUCCAGAGGAGGGAUGCUCUGUGUAUUGACAGUCAGCUCUGGAUUACCCAGUCUUCUAGAUUGUCCUUCCCCACUCUCCCCUAACACUCAGCCUUCUAGAACAUAGGGCAGGUCUGACUUGCCCUUCUCAGGAUGAAUGAGUCAGGCUGCAGAGGGUGAAGGGCACAGAGGGGGUGGGGUGAGGGUGGGGGAGCCCCUCAGCAAAUCCAUCUGCUGGUGAUAAAGAGCCUUGACUGUGAAUUAAUUUCAUGCCAUAAAAGACCGAUCCAGUUCUGCUCAACUAUGUAGCAUCUUAAAGGAAGAGAUUAAAAUAAAGCCCCAAAUUAAGAGUC